GUUAAAAAAAAAAACAUAACAGUUUUUAUGUCCCCCACUAUAGUAGUGGGGGACAUAUUGUUUUUGCCCUGUCUGUUGGUCUGUUGGUUGGUUGGUUGGUUUGCGCCAAGUUUAACAUUUGCAAUAACUUUUGCAAUAUUGAAGAUAGCAACUUGAUAUUUGGCAUGCAUAUGUAUCUCAUGGAGCUGCACAUUUUGAGUGGUGAAAGGUCAAGGUCAUCCUUCAAGGUCAAAGGUCAAAUAUAUGGGUCAAAAUUGCUCAUUUAAUGUACACUUUUGCAGUAUUUCAAUAUUGAAGAUAGCAACUUGAUAUUUGGCAUGCAUGUGUAUCUAAUGGAGCUGCACAUUUUGAGUGGUGAAAGGUCAAGGUCAAGGUCAUCCUUCAAGGUCAGAUGUCAAAUAUAUGUGGCCAAAAUCGCUCAUUUUAUGAGUACUUUUGCAAUAUUGAAGAUAGCAACUUGAUAUUUGGCAUGCAUGUGUAUCUCAUGGAGCUGCACAUUUUGAGUGGUGAAAGGUCAAGGUCAUCCUUCAAGGUCAGAGGUCAAAAAUAUGUGGCCCAAAUCGCUAAUUUUAUGAAUACUUUUGCAAUAUUGAAGAUAGCAACUUGAUAUUUGGCAUGCAUGUGUAUCUCAUGGAGCUGCACAUUUUUUUACAAUAAUGAGAAUCACUUUGCCAAUAUGGGCAGUAAAUGAUAUUUUAUUUUGCUAAAAUUUGAUUGGCUGAUAAAAACAUGAUUGUUGUCAGAGAAAUAUAAAAUGUGGAUGUGUUUCAGAUCAUUCCUGUGUGAAAGACUACUUGGUUGCUUGUGACUUUCAAGUUUUUGGUUCUGGAUGAUGAGCUGGAGUUGAAGCUGGACUCGCUGUACCCAAAGGCUCUCGGUUUCCUGGUGAUCCUUUCUAAAGAUGGAGAUCUGAUCUACGUCUCUGAGGGGAUUGCAGAUCAUCUUUGGCCUGCAACAGAUUGAGCUGAUUGGUCAGAGCAUCUACAACUACGCACACGCGUGCGACCAUGAAGAAAUACAGGAAGUGCUCUCUCCUCGCUGUCGAGAGGAGGCGAUGCCAAUGACCGUGUUCAUACGCCUCAAGUGCACCCUCACCCCAAAGGGAAGCAACGUCAACCUAAAGUCUGCUACAUUUAAGUUACAAUAAUGGAGUCAACUGUUGCAUUAUUAAGAUUGAAAUUAAGAAGAGAGCGGACUGAGUUUUAGAAAUGAAGGACGGGCAGCCACAAUUUACAUUAAAAGUGGCCCAGGAGCUGUUGAAGCAACACCUAUUGCAACACCACCAUCAUUUAAAAACGAAGAAGUUACAGUGGAGAUGAGGUGCUUACCCGGUAAAGCCACACACAAGGAUAUAAGGAAUUUUUUUAGCCCAAUAUGUAUUUCUGACGUAAACUACAACAGAAGGAAAAAAAGCGGGAGAGCUUUAGUUAAAUUCUCAUCAAAAGAAGAAGCUGAACAGGCUCUAAACAAUAACCUAAAAAUAAUGGAUGGAAGAUAUAUCACUUUGACUCCAUGCGCAACAGAUAUGCAAGACGUGGAGGAGGAUUCGUUUGCCCCAGUGACUACGUCCACGCCAUGUGCAAACACAUUAGCUACCAGCAGCACACCUGAAAAGCUGAAAGCUGUACAAAAAAACGCAAUCGAGAAAAUAAAGGAACAGGUCGAUGUCCUGACAUUCAGUUUAGAAGCAAUGCACCGACAGUUUCCACUGCCUAGAGCAGUAGAGAAGGAAUCAGAGGAAGAUCUUUUUACAACUUCAUUGCAGUAGUAAGGAGGAGGCAAUCCAGUGCAGGUGUCCUCAAGGAGCCAGUGACCAUCUUGAAUAUCAACUGUUCCCCUCUCACCUUCAACUUUCUCGUGGUGCAGCUCAAUACCCUUGACUUCACGUCUGACAACGGCAUCAAAAUCUUUGUCUGGUCCG
This is a messenger RNA of Dreissena polymorpha, 1921 nucleotides long. RefSeq lists its product as uncharacterized. Bases 1316 to 1768 code for a protein of 150 amino acids. Gene Ontology annotation, cellular component: ribonucleoprotein complex; nucleoplasm. The record is from RefSeq and is a predicted model, not a curated record. Lineage: Eukaryota; Metazoa; Mollusca; Bivalvia; Myida; Dreissenidae. Gene Ontology annotation, molecular function: RNA binding. Gene Ontology annotation, biological process: regulation of RNA splicing. The transcript has 15 exons.